Durusdinium trenchii is the source of this 1452-nucleotide messenger RNA. NCBI's taxonomy places the organism in Eukaryota, Dinophyceae, Suessiales, Symbiodiniaceae. The record is from the annotation of a GenBank genome assembly.
AUGCCUGAAAAAUACCUGCAAUACCGGCAAUACCUGGUUUUGGCCAGCAAGAGUCUCACCUCGAAGCUCGCCAACCGAAAAUGGUUUUGCCAGGUGGAAGCUGCACUUGCACCUCUGAGGGAUGGAGAGGGCUUUCUAAAGCCCAUCCUCCCCAGACACUGGCGCUUCAAGGCGCAGAGGGCAUUGAACUUCAAGGGUGACCAAAUCCGCUUGGCGAUGGGUAAGACCGGCGGCUAUGAUGCACGAGCUCCGCUGGAGUGGUUGCUAGUGAACUUGCCAAAGCAGGAGCUCCCACGCUAUUUUGGUGGCGACUCCGUCGGAGACCUUCCGAACACUGAGGAGGAAGGUUCGACCCUCAGUGAUUUGGUGGAAGCUCCCUUUGGUCCGGCGCAGCUUCAAAUGGACGUGGUAGAGGAGGCAGAAGAAGCCAAAGCAGGUGUGGAUGACAAACUCGACGUGGACAAGGAGCUCCCGCAGCCAGUCGCCAAACAGGAUGGUAAACGUCCGGCUUGUGACAAGGAAGUGGGGAAGGAAUUUGCCCGGCGAUACAUGGAGCAAUAUGAGGAGGAGGAUGAAGAAGAUGCCCUCCUUAGCCCAGAAGAGAUUCUGGAACGAGAGAGGAAGAAGGAUCCAACAGCGAGGUAUAUCAAAGUAUCGUUGCAGUUUGAAGAGUCCAGCAAAAUCCUGAAGGCUUUGAAAGAGAAAAGACGGCAUGGUGCCUUCAAGCAGAACAUCAGUGCUGAUCAGAACAAGCAAAGGGAGAACACCAACAAGUUUCAGAGCUGCAAGGCUGAGAUGGAGCUGUUGGAAUCCGGGAAGUAUGGGCCCCUGGAUCAGGAGCGCAUUGCAAAGGCAAAGCCUCGCAAAGCUCCCAAGGAGGAGGAGAGAGAGAAACCAGCGAAGGAGGAGAAGGAGAAGGAAGAGAAGGAGGAAGCAAAAGAGACAGAGGAGGAUUCAAUGCUGCCCUCUCUGUUCGAUGAGGCCGAAGGCCUGGAGUCCGUUGAGUCCCACAGCGCGGAACGGCCGAAAGCGCGGCGCUCCUACAGCCUGGCGGGCUGGACCGGGCGAAAGCCCAAGGAGGCAUUGGAAGACUUCGGCAGGAACAAGUGGGGCAAGAAGAAGGAUGGACUGCCUUAUGCCAAGUACAGUAAGCUCUCAGGCGCCGGCGGCUUCCGCGUGCGGGUCACCGUGCAGUUGCCCAAGAACGAGCGGCGGCGGUUUGACCCCGAGGAGCUCUGCGAGAGCAAGGAGGAGGCAGAGCACCUGGCAGCGACAUUGGCGCUGAUGAAACUCUCCCAGGACUCAGAGAAGCCAGGUCUGCAACGGGGUUUGCCUCCUGUCUAUCGGCAGCGGUGGCAAGAGUGGGAUCAAGAGCUAUUGGCCGACUUGCAGGAUGAUGCAUGCAAUGCUCCAGAAAGUGCAACCUCUUGGCAAAUUCACAGCCGAUUUUAA